Messenger RNA from Schizosaccharomyces octosporus yFS286, 4477 nucleotides. RefSeq names its product GTPase activating protein. NCBI's taxonomy places the organism in Eukaryota, Fungi, Ascomycota, Schizosaccharomycetes, Schizosaccharomycetales, Schizosaccharomycetaceae. Gene Ontology annotation, molecular function: GTPase activator activity. The transcript has a single exon. Gene Ontology annotation, biological process: positive regulation of GTPase activity; negative regulation of TOR signaling. Gene Ontology annotation, cellular component: TSC1-TSC2 complex; cytoplasm; nucleus. Bases 332 to 4225 code for a protein of 1297 amino acids. The record is from RefSeq and is a predicted model, not a curated record.
AUCGAUUCUAGGAAACUGGUUCAAAUUUAAAUAUUAAGACAUAAAUCUUCUUUAUGGAAUAAAAGAUUUUAAAAAAGAUAGGAAAUAAAAAAUAAAAGAAAAUAAAUUCAUAUCUCAAAUCUAUCAGUAUAUAUGAAUACUUGCUAACUUCUACGAUGCUAAACCUAUACGCAAGGAAAUUUUGGAAAUAGUAUAAUUUUCUGGAGGAAUGAGGUUUAAGAAGUGUAUAGAACGGAGGUUUUAAUGUCUUUAUUACUUGAGUCUAAUUAUUUUGUGAAUAUUUGUUUGAGUAUCUGAAUUAUUGAGAGAUUAUUCAUUUGUCUGUCAUAUAAUGAGACACACGAUGAGUUCCGAAGAUGUUGAUAUAAAUUUGCAGAGUAUUUCAAAAGAAUUAUCACGGGAGAAGAGGUAUAAACGUAUUAAAAGACUUAUCUACGAUGAACAAUUUUGCAAGCACGUACCCAUCGAGAAAUUAGUCAAUUGUACCAGUGACACCCUGGAAUUAAAAGCCGGAGAUGAAUUGAAAAACUUAGCUAUUCAUAUUUGGAUCCGAGCGACGGAGUACCAGAGAGAUAUAAGUAAUCGAGAACGUGAACUAUUAUUCCAUAAAAUAUCCAAACUAUCAAAUGUGGAAGAUUAUCCUAAGGGAUUAGAAGCACUAAUCACGACUACUUCGCAAGGUGAAAAAAUUGAAAGUUACUCUAAUGAUAUAUUGAAACUCUUGUCAGAAUGGAUAACUACUAUAUUUGAAAGACUUGAUGCUUUGCGUUCCAACAAUCGAAACUCUUUCAGAACAAGCCAUCAACUGAAAAGUUUUACUCAUUGCUUUCAUCAGACGAUGAUACUUUUAACUAAUAUGAUUCGAGUGAAGUUUCACGUUUUUGAUGAAAUGGCUAUUUCCAGUAUGUUAGCUAAUUGCAUUUGGAUAUGUAAGAAUACAACUGAUGUACAAGAUAUAGAACUUGUUUUCUCACUAUUGAACUCUCUGAUUAGCCGUGGGUCAGUGUCCUCUUCUGUGUUAUUUUCCGUAAUUGAAAUGCUAUGUCGAGCGAAGUUUGGUUUAGCUGCCAGUUCAGAGUCUGCUCAGCAAAUCAUUGAUAAGCUUUUAAAAUCUACAAAGAAAUACGAGACUGUUUCUUCUCUGAGAAAAGUAUUAGAAAGUCCAAGCGAGACUUCGCUUAUUGCUCAAAUGGGGGCAGUUAGAGUUUUAUGCAAUAUUAUAAUUGAUCCUCCUAGAUUUGUUUACUGUACUCGGGGAAUGCUAUUGGAAUUUAUGCUUCAGGCGUUAAACCAAAGGUCCAGCAGAUUAGCUCUGGAGAUGUCUCGCUCCUUAUAUAAUGCUCUGGAACAUCGUUCAUUUGUUGAGCUACUUUAUAUUGAUGAAUGGAUAAGUUUACUUGAUAUUUUCAUUAAAAUAUCUUCGGCUUUACCGAAAUCAUCCAACUAUAAAAAAGAGACCUGGAAACACAGUGAACCAAAUAUCCUUGAAUCAGUUAAGACCUAUCAAAUCCGGAAUAUUUACCUGUUAGAAGAUUUCUUUCAGGAAUUUACAAGCAUUGUUUUAUUAGAUAAAUUUUUUGAUCUCUUGAAGGUGAAUUCUUUUUAUCUGUCGAAUGACCUUUGCAAAAAAAUGCUUUUAGUUCUCGAUGAAAGAGCUCAGAUGCCCCACUUAAGUAGUUGGUUUAGCGAUCAAAAACUACUUGUCGAUAUUUACAUGAAUUUUAACAUUUCCUUCGAAAUGCGUCUUUCGCUUAUGCCUUCUUUUCGUAAAUUCUUACGUUCGUCUCCUAGUCAGCACCGAUCUUCUGUUUUUAGAACAAUUCUUUUUCCAUUACUCUAUUCUUUGAAAAGUUAUAAUUCGAAGUUAUUAACUGAAAACGUGUUCAGGCUGGUAUGUGACUUAUCCGGUGUAUAUCCACCAGACGUAUUUUACGAAGUAAAUGCUAUAUUAAAAAAUUUUGCACAUAAUAAUGAAAUGGGUGAGGUUCAACUUGCUUCAAUCCAAGCUAUAUCAAGUAUGGCAUUCUAUUAUGUUAUGUUACCUGAAUUUAAAUCGAUUUUAUAUGAAGAAUUGGUUUUAAUUAUAAAGAACUUGAAAAUCCGACGUCCUUAUCGGGUUGCACCGUUAAAGAUGUUUUUACAAUUGCGGAUUAAUUCGAAUGGUUAUUGUUUUUUGAAUGUUUCACCGACUUCGCAGGUACUUUUAUCAAAAUACGAAAACCAAUGGUAUAAUCCUUUUAUAUCUGACGAGGCAUUAAAAUGCCGUGAUAAUAAAGUAAGAUUUAGGGACCUGUCAUUCGCUGCUGUAUUUCAACGGUUUCCGUUGAAAGCUAACAUGGAUUCAAAAUUGUCAAAAGGGCUAAUCAAUAUUCCAAUUGAAGAAUGGGUUUCAGCUAUAAUGCAUAUAAUUCUACAUGAAAACGAUACAGAUAUCGUGGAGUAUGUUUUAAUUAAUUUUACUAAUCAGCUGAGAAGUUCAUCAAUGUUUUUUACUUGUCCCAACGCGUUAAAAAAAAUUUUACAAUUCAUGUUAGACGUGACGACAGGUAAAUAUGCUUCAACCUUUAAUUCCCUUUCUGGAAGUAGAAAAGAAAGAUUUUUGGUUCUCUUUUCAAAGGUUCUAUCUGUUUUAAUGGUCUAUAAAGAUGCAUUUCCGCAAAAUUGUCAUGAACAAUUCUUUCGGUUACUAAACUAUUUCCUAGAGAAAGGUGAGAGUACCACGGAAUCCUGCAUUGACAUUUUAAUCAUUAAUUGCUAUGCGAUGCAUUCUUUUUCAGUUUCCUAUAUGCCCAAGUUUUUCUCUUUAAUUAUGUCGUCAAAUAUUAGUGAACGAAGCCUCGUAAACUUUUUGCGUCUACUUCACGUAGUGAGCAAUAACCCUGUACUCACUGAUGGAUUAGACGUCGAAACGAUUCAAAAGAUUUGUCUCUUUUGUUUAAGCAUUAUUCGUUCGCGAACUGACGAGCUGGAUAAAAAGAAAGGGUUGGUUAAUCCAAAUGCAAAAGUUUUUAGUCUCUACUUGAUUACUUUUUCUUAUUAUAUUAUCUCAAACAUAUUUUUGUCGUGCCCGUUAUCAGAGAGGCCACACUUGGUUUCAUUUUUGCUAGGUGAAUUUUUAAGUAGCAGAAAGCCUGUUCAAUUUGAAGGAUAUGAAAAGGUUUUCUAUGAACUAUUGCUUCGGUUCACUUAUUCUGAUGAAAGGUUGGAAAAUUAUAAUAAAGACAACAAGUUUUUAUUUGAUAAGUAUUCUAAAACGUGGAUUUACAGAGGUUGUGUGAUAACUAUAAAUGCUCAGUACGAAAUAGGAGAUUUUGAAAUGACAAUUCGAAGAAUGUCUGGUACGACAAUAUAUCGGUUACAUGCGAAUACAGCUGAUUAUGAUAUAAUGAAGCAUGGAAUCAAAGAGAAUGUUGUGAGCAGUGAAAUAAGACAAAUGCACCUUCUGGAGCAGUCUACAAGUCAUAUUUUUAUGGAAACAAUUUUAGCUCCAUUGGAUAACGAGGAGGAAGAACCCGUCCUGGUUCAACCGAGCGAAUAUGCAGCGGAUCUAAUACGAUGUCUCGAUGCUACUCAUAUACGACCUAUAAUUAAUAUAGCUGUUGUCCUUCAAACAGACGAGUAUAAUGGCGAUAUAAAUACAACCGUUGGAUGGCAAUUGUUUAACCGACUGCUGGAAAGCUUCGGAGUUGAAAAAAAAUUGAAGACUGGAGAGACUGUUUAUGUUUGGACGAGCAAGACAAUAGAAAUUGUCUUCCGGCAUAUAAAGGAUCCGGAAAGAGAUACAGAGAAAGUCCUUUUUAGUGGCAUGGUUUUGAUUGCUUCGGAUGAUUUAGUGGAAUCUUCAAUGACCGACUGGGAGUCUUUUAAUGUCCCUGUGAUAAUCAAGUUAUCACUUGAUUCACAUUUGGACGCUUUAAAAAUGUUUGACACGUUAUUUCACACACGAUUAGAGAUUAUCACUACAGACGUAGAUAUAUCUCAUCAGGGAUAUUGGAAAUUAGACCAAACUGUUGCUGUUUCAUCUGUACCACCUUUGCUUCAUUCCUUCCUAGCGGAUAUAGGAUUGUACCAGCAAUUGUUUGAAAACUUUGCUUAUAUACAUCCUUGGCUUUUGCGCCAACAGUUUGUUGAUGAGCUAAAUACUAUCAAUCAAAAGCAAGCUUUAUCGAAUCCUCCCCGAAGAGAUUUAAAAAACAAGACAUACGAUUUUACGAUUUCCCUUUGAUGUUUUCUUUUCGGUUUAGACGUCUUCUUUUUAAAAACAGAAAAAAAAAACUAAGUCCAUUCUGAUCUUUAUCGACCACAUAAUGACACAGAUACCUAAUGAAACGUGAGGUUUUUCUUGUAUAUAAAUCAAAACUUAUUAAAGCACUCAUGUUGCGUAUAGGCUCAUAUGCACUUUUUUUAAACUCUUUCAGAAAAAAUAUAAUACAACUUUCCUUAUAAAAGGUCCCUUUGAUUUCAUUUGAAUAAUGCA